Plasmodium relictum is the source of this 649-nucleotide messenger RNA. The record is from the annotation of a RefSeq genome assembly. NCBI's taxonomy places the organism in Eukaryota, Apicomplexa, Aconoidasida, Haemosporida, Plasmodiidae.
AUGAAUACUAAAAAAGAAAUUAAAAGAAGAAAAACUAUAAGUUCCUAACAGUAUGGAGCUCAAUAUGAUGAAUGGAAGAAAAAAAUUACUAGAGAUUUUGAUAAAAAACUUGAGAAUAUUAAUACGGAAAAAAAUAUGGUAGAAAAAAGAAGAUAUUGUAGAGAAUUCAAUGAUAACGUAGAUGAUACAAAAGAAAAAUUUAUGGGAGAAAAAGAGAUAACAUUAAACAUUGAGAGAGAUCCUUAUGAAGCAUGGAAAGAAAUUGAACAACAUAUAAAUACAAAAAUAGGUCAAUGCCACCAUCUUUGAUGUAUAAGAAUUUCUAGUAAUUAUCCAAAAGAAAGAGAUAAAAAAAAGUCGAUAAUAAAUUUCUGUGAAAAAAAAAACAUAUGUUUUCAUUCCCUAAAAAUGAGCUAGAAAAAGGAUGAUUGUUUAAGUUAUAAUCGAUAGAUAAAUGAAGAAAAUAAUACAUGGAGUAUAAGUGAUAACAAUGGAAAUAAUCAAGAUUUAAAAACUUCUCACAAUUGUACAUUGAUCAAUAUGAGUACAUUUUCAAAUGAGAGUUGUGAUAAAUAUAAUUGGAAACAAAAGCAAACGAAAAUUAAUUCAUCAAAUAAACAAAGUUCAAAUUCAGGUUACAUACAAAAAU